UGCCAUCCAUGGCACCAGUGGUAUUAAAUCUCAAUCUUGUGCUCGCAGCUCAAUCAGCCAUGGCUCUCAGCUUGGGAAACGUUCUCGUGAUUUGCUUGUUGUGUCACUGUAAUUCUCUGCCUCUGUCUCGGCCAAGCAAUGGGUUGCAAGAGUGCUGGAAGACCACGAAGACGCCAGCGCUGGGAGUGUUGCCGGGGGGAGGAUGGGACAACCUUCAGAACCUGGACAUGGGCCGAGUCAUGAACAUCACUUAUGGACAUUGUCAGACUACAGAGGACGGGUUCUAUCUCAUCCCUGAUGAGGUGUUCGUGAUCCCCAAGAAGUUGAGCAUCGUGGGGAUGAACUCGGAGAUCAUCUCUUCGUGGGAAAAAGAUCAGACCUCCACUGCUCGCUCCAUCAAUGCAGACGUAUCUUACCUAGCCAUUCUAAAUGCAAAGUUCUCUAUCGACCACCAGCGAAUGAAAACCCACCAAGUGGAGGGAAGCUCUGUUACCAGUCGAACAGAAGUGCGCUAUCACCUCUACACAGUUAAGGCAUACCCUGACUUCACACUGGACUUUCGCUUUGCCCGUGAGGCAGAAGAAAUUGCAGAUGCCUUUGAGAACAAUCAAACCCGCCAAGCCACUUACCUCUCAGAGAAGCUGGUGAGGAACUACGGCACUCAUGUCAUAACAACUGUUAAAGCUGGCGCUUUGCUGGUAAAAGAAGACUACCUCAGACACUCUUACGUUGAGAAGGCUGAGCAUCAGUCGUCUGUGUCUGCGUUAGCCGCUGAAAGCUUUUUUGGGCUAUUUGGAUUGAAGGGCUCUGCCUCAUACGAACAAGACACUGCAGAGGGACGCUGGUAUAAGGAAAACACCACAUAUUCCUUCACCCAGAGUUACGGUGGAGCCUUGUUCUAUCCAGGACUCACACUGAAGGAAUGGCAGGAGGGCACCCGUAAUAAUCUGGUGGCUAUUGACCGUGACGGGGUGCCAUUGCAGUUUGUCCUGACCACAGCAUCAUUUCCCCACCUCCCAGAACCAAUCGUCCACAGAAUGGCAACAGAAGUGCGUCGGGCUGUCGAGCGGUAUUACAAGAUCAACAGGAAUCCAGGAUGUAUCAAACCAGACUCAAAGAACUUUAAUUUCCAGGCCAACGAGGACGAUGGUUCUUGUGACGGUCCGGAAACCCAGCACAGUUUUGGAGGCGUUUACCAGCAGUGCACUCAACUCACACCAGAUGCAGAUCCGAUAUGUAAGAGCCAGGCACAGUUAAAUCCAGACACUGGAGAUUACUCAUGUCGCGCGCCAUUCAAGGCCGUUUUGCUGCAGUCAGAGGUUGUAGAGCAGGGCUACAGUGAAUAUGAAUGCCGUUAUGAAAAGAAAGGUUGGUGGAGUAUAUCUAAAAAAGUUUGUGAAAAUGUUUAUCAUGUCAGAAAAGCUCACAUUGAGACUUUCUGGUGUUAUGGCGUUAAUGUGACUGAAGAGUUUUCAGGUUACCUCUUUGGGGGGCUGUAUAGCCUUUUAAAACAGAAUCCCAUAACCAAAUCCAUGAGCUGUCCACCAACUUAUUUAGCCCUGAAACUGUUGUCCAGUGGGCUGAUGGUGUGUCUUAGUAAUGUGUAUGAAGGAGGUGCCCGGUACUCUGUGCCUUUUGGAGGAUUUUUCAGCUGCAAAUCUGGCAACCCUUUGAGUGGAGGUCAUCGCUGCCCCCCACAGUUCAGCCAGCAACAUGCAGCCAUCAGUGAUGGAUGCCAAGUUCUCUACUGCGUGCAGUCUGAUGUCUUCAAAGCAGACAGUUUGCUACGCAUCCACUUGCCCCCUUUCACAAGGCCUCCUCUGGUGGAAAUGUUGGCAACGGACACGUUAGCUGUGAUGACAGAGGGAGACAAAGUCUGGAUCAGAGAAGGAGAGACGAAGAAGUGGAGAGCGGCCACGCAUGAGGAUAUCAGAACGCUCUCUGAGGACCCGGACCCAUCCACCACAUCAGGGUGGCAGAUAUUUGGGAUCAUUAUGGCUUGCGCCGUGUCUAUCUUCAUAGUUAAAGAAAUCGUGCUUCUGGUGAGGAGUAGUAACCGACAAAGGGUUGGUACUGCAGGGAGUGUGCCACGGGCACAAUUCAGGAACACUAGUCAGACUAGUAAUUGUGAGGAAACUUAUGAUGAACAGUGUGGUUCAGUGAGAAUGAGCUUGCCUUGAUAGCAUACACAACUUUGAGUCACUUGUGUUGAAUCUGAUUGGAUUCUUCCUUUGGCAGAAUGAUCAAUUCUAAGCUGCAUUUUUUAGCAAACCUAUAUACAGUAUAUGAAGAUCUUUUUUCCAAAACGCUAUAUCCACCAUAUUAAUGCAUUUUCAUAAAUCAUUUUUCCCCCAAGUAAUUUCAGUGGAUCUGUAAUUGGGUUAUUGUAUAUUUAUUCAAUCAAAACAACACAACUUUAUUGAUUUUACCCAAUUAAAAUACACAAUUAAAUCACAUGACUUUUUAAUUUUGCUUGGUGGAGGUCUGCGCUCUCGAAGUGAUUUUCUAGUUUCAUAUAUAUAUAUAUAUAUAUAUAUAUAUAUAUAUAUAUAUAUGUAUGUAUGUAUGUUUGAGCUGCAUUUUGUGUAUG
This is a messenger RNA of Sardina pilchardus (European sardine), 2590 nucleotides long. RefSeq names its product macrophage-expressed gene 1 protein-like. The record is from RefSeq and is a predicted model, not a curated record. The transcript has 2 exons. The coding region runs from base 9 to 2180 and encodes 723 amino acids. Gene Ontology annotation, biological process: defense response to bacterium. Lineage: Eukaryota; Metazoa; Chordata; Actinopteri; Clupeiformes; Clupeidae.